Molecule: messenger RNA, 1725 nt
Organism: Hymenoscyphus albidus
Lineage: Eukaryota; Fungi; Ascomycota; Leotiomycetes; Helotiales; Helotiaceae
Source: the annotation of a GenBank genome assembly
CUCUGAUAAAUGAAGUGCCAUCAGUUCAUUUUGAAUCCUACACAAGCCUUUUUGGCCGCCGCUGCAGAAAGCUCAUUCAUUUAAAUUUACUUCUAUUUAAAAGUAACACGCCCCUGAAAGCCUGGUUUAAUAUGAAUAUGCGGACCGCAGGCUUUGCAUCGAAUCAGAGAGGAGAGACACUUCCGUUUAUAUUGUCUCCAUCAGGUGGUGUAUUAUUGCCAGAAUCAACUUCCAUCGUUGCCUCCGGGUAUUUCCCCACAGUUUCGCUGCGCCCCGGCAGAUCUUGCGCGUAACCUUGUCAUGUGGACUAUAUCGAGAUAGACUCGAGAUUGAGACAUCGGGCGAAGGGGGUAGGUAAAGCUGCUUGGCCACGAGAGGAAAUCCACGUUCUUCCGGAAGGGCCAUAUAAGCCACUUUCCUCUCUUAUUGUUUUCCAUCACCGUCGUGCCGGAUUCAGAAGUAAUCAAAGUCAGCAAUCGUCAACAUGUAUCUCACAUCCAUUUUGCUUGCGACGGCCCUUGUGCUGGGGAGAAUCGCGGAUGCUGCGCAGGGUCAACUUCAGAAGGUUAAUAACUUCAAAGCUGGUCCGACGAAUGCUGGCAUGUACAUUUAUGUGCCUUCUAAGAAAUUGACACCCGCGCCGAUUAUUGUUGCGAUUCAUUAUUGUACGGGAACUGCGAAUGCGUACUUCUCGAACUCCAAGUAUGCGACUCUGGCGGAUACGAAGGGAUUCAUUGUCAUCUAUCCUCAAUCUCCUUCAAGUGGUGGAUGCUGGGUAAGCAACUAUCUUUCUUCAAUCUUUUUGAGCUUAUAUCUAAGUGGUUGGAGAAAUUUCAUCCCCAAUUCUUUCUACAACGAGAGAACCAUGAACUAACGUCCUGAUAGGAUGUUGCAUCCAAGGCAUCUCUGACACAUGAAGGUGGUGGAGACUCAAAGACAAUUGUAAACAUGGUCGACUACGCCGUUACUAAUUACGGCGGAGACAGAGACAAGGUCUUCGCAACAGGAAGCAGUUCAGGCGCCAUGAUGACCAACGUAUUAGCUGGAGCUUAUCCCAAUAUCUUCAAAGCCGGAUCCAGCUACUCUGGCGUCCCAGAUGGCUGCUUCUAUGUUUCCUCCGCCACUGCUGGUAUGGCCACCCCAGGAUGGAACAACGACUGUGCAAACGGGAAAUCUGUCAAGACUGCUCAACAAUGGGGUGAUCUCACGCGCAGCUACUACCCAGGAUACAAUGGAACGUAUCCUAAGAUGUUGAUGUGAGUUGGGCCAUACAAUCAAUCGACUCGGUCCAAUGACUGACAUCUCUCGCAGCUGGCAUGGAACUGCAGAUACCACCCUUGGCUAUCCCAACUUUGCGGAAGCGCUGAAGCAGUGGUCUAACAUUUUUAAUCUCGCUCUGACCCAAGAUGUGGCCAAUAAUCCACAAUCAGGCUACACCAAGAAGGUGUAUGGUGAUGGAACUAAGGUAUGAAAUUUAUCCAUGAUCUCUUCAGAAACGAACAAAUACUAACCCUUUCCAGCUUAUUGGAUACAGCGGCCAGAAUGUAGGCCAUACUGUUCCCAUCCAUGAAGAUAUCGACCUUGCAUGGUUCGGUCUGUAAAAAGCGAAAGUGGUAAAGGAGGUAUGGUCACGUGGCUUGGUAUUGUAUCAAAGCUGGGUUGAAAAUGUAUAUAUGUACGUCGUAGGACAAGUAAAUAGCAAUAACUUGAGCUUGAACUCAUACC